Molecule: messenger RNA, 2286 nt
Organism: Penicillium riverlandense
Lineage: Eukaryota; Fungi; Ascomycota; Eurotiomycetes; Eurotiales; Aspergillaceae
Exons: 2
Coding region: 1-2286 (761 amino acids)
Biological process (GO): regulation of transcription by RNA polymerase II; DNA-templated transcription
Cellular component (GO): chromatin
Molecular function (GO): zinc ion binding; DNA-binding transcription factor activity, RNA polymerase II-specific; RNA polymerase II cis-regulatory region sequence-specific DNA binding
Source: RefSeq, a predicted model, not a curated record
AUGCCGACCGGUGAUUUGCUGGUACGCCACGAGCGACUGAACCAUGCAGAAUCCACGGGUCAGCAGGACCAGGCGAAUGAAUUCUGGCAACAGCCCUCUAUCCAGGGGAGCGUUUCAAACCCUCCAGUGCAAGAAGAGGAAGAGACAGCUGUGGACAAGAGUAUUCAUGAGCCUCCGAUGAUUCCUAUGGAGGACCUUGCACACCAAUACCCCGUACAAGCUUAUGAGGCACCGCUAGAAGCCAACACCAUUAACUUGGAUCAUAUGAGCGGAUUGCCUCGACCGCCGAGUACCGAAAACAACAGAGAACAACAAAUUCAGACACUAAACGGCUUCUCACCAUAUCUACCAGCGCAAAUUCCGAUGUUUCCCCAUCCUGGCUUCUUGAGUGAUUCGUUUCAGGAUUUGGCUGCGUUUAUGGACAACCACACUCCCUUUACAGAUGAUUUUGCCUCUUUUGUUUCAUCAGCAAACGGCAUAACAUUUACUUCGCCAGAUCGCUACCCUAAUUCUGGCGGUUUUCCUCUACAUCUGGGCGCGGAGUUGGCGACAACAGACCCUGCCCAGCAAGCCGAUGAGGUCGAGUCUUUUUCGCAACUUGGAUCGAGAUUGCCUUCUCUCCAGCCAGAGGAGCGCGCUCCUAUCUCCGGAGCUCCUCCUCAAGUUGCCAGGCCAAGCAAUUUGUUCGAAAACAUCAGUUCACAUAUGCGCGAUGUGCUUCUCAGCAAGGUCCACGAGUUUGCUACUGUAGUUCCUGAGGAAUUCCAAAUGCCGACUCGACUGGCGUUAUAUCGGUAUAUGACUGCAUAUGUCAAAGGAUUCCAUGAACAUAUGCCUUUUCUUCACAUUCCUACCCUGUCGGCGGAAGGGUGUUCCAUUGAGCUUGUGCUAGCCAUUGCAUCGAUUGGCGCCCAGUACUGUUUCGAGCCAGAUAAAACAGUACAAUUAUUCCAAACGAGCCACGCUAUUGCAAGAGAGCGCGUUCGGAGGCGAGAUGCCUCAUCCGUAUCGCAGGCAAGAAGUGACCGUGAACAUACACCGAUGAUGCACAGCUAUUCGAGUCGUGGCAACUUACCACAGUGUGAAGAGACAAUCCAAACAGCGCAGGCUCUCCUUUUACUCAUGGCAGAGGCAACGUGGUCUAACCAUCGAACGAUUCUACGUGAGGCUCUUGCUAUCCAGAGUAUUUUAGCAACUUUGGUUCGGGACCAUGGUCUGAAGACGCCACCCUUGCCGGAAGACGUUCCCUGGGAGGGAUGGGCAAUAUAUGAAAGCACCAAGAGAACCAAGUGGAUUGUAUUCUGCUUCUUCGACCUGCAUACGAUAGUUUACAACAUCCCAUCUCCAAUUUUGAGCUCUGAUGUAGAUGGGAUGCUCCUACCGUGUCAAACUGCCACUUUUCGCGCAACAUCCCACGCCAAAUGGCUGAAAGCAAGAGAAAACGAAACAAACAUAACCUUCAAAGAUGCAUUUUCCAACCUAUUCCAAGAGGACUUUAGCACGGUGGGAACUGCACCGAACUCGACCCUUGGCAACUACAUCCUUGUGCAUGCGCUGAUCCAGCAUAUCUAUCUUGUCCGUGAAGUCUUCCGCCAUCGCCGGAAGGACAUCCCAGAAGAUGAUAUCGCGUCUACUGAGAUUGCAUUACGUAACUGGAAGGCAAUGUGGAAGCACACUCCAGAUUCCAGCAUUGAUCCUUCGAACCCUAUGGGACCAGUAUCAUUCAACUCCACAGCUUUGCUCCGGCUGGCAUACAUUCGGCUCAACGCGGAUAUUGGGCCCGGACGAGCUCUCCACACACGCGACCCAACACAAAUUGCCAAUGCAUUCCUUAAAUCCCAGCUUAUAUCCAGAACACCAAGGUUACUACGUCCAGUGUUGCAUGCUGCACAUGCUCUGAGUAUACCAAUACGAAUUGGUGUCCAUCUCGUGGCUCAAACACAAACCUUCCGCUGGUCAAUACAGCAUUCUUUAGCAACCCUCGAGUGUGCCUUCCUCCUUAGCAAAUGGCUUGAAGCUUUGUCCUCACCGGCAGCAAUUGAGACUAUCACUCCUGGAGAAUACAAAAUGGUGAUGCUGGUUAAAACAAUGCUGGAUGAGACAGAUUUCGCUGUUCCUUCACAUUUCAACGUCGGGUCUCCAUCUAGUAUGAAGUUACUAGCUGCAAAUGUUCUUCGAGUAUGGGCCAAAGCAUUCUACGGGCCUGCACAGGUUUGGGCCAUUGUUGAUGUUGUUCGAGCCUCUUUGGAGCUCUGCGCGGAUCUAGUGGAAAACAAUGUAACAUAA